Messenger RNA from Nannizzia gypsea CBS 118893, 2700 nucleotides. RefSeq lists its product as hypothetical. Lineage: Eukaryota; Fungi; Ascomycota; Eurotiomycetes; Onygenales; Arthrodermataceae. Bases 1 to 2700 code for a protein of 899 amino acids. The record is from RefSeq and is a predicted model, not a curated record. The transcript is spliced from 14 exons.
AUGCUAUCAAACAGUCAGGACAUACCGCACAUUCAAGAUCCUCAGACCAUGUCAGAUUUGCCGGAGCCAGUUAUACCUCCUGACAUCGUCCUUUCCGCUUGUCUUCAAAGCAGGUCGGACUUUGGUAUUUCAUCUCUAUCGGUUACCGAGCCUUCGGGCUCCAAUCUCACCACACACUCGCGCAGAGUUUCAGGGGCCUCUGACAUUUCCGACGUUUCUGAUGUGAGCGUUGACGAAAAUUCCACAAGCGUGUAUGAUGUUGAAAGUGAAACCGCUCCGAUAAUGCCUUUUUUCUCUCCUACUUUCCAGCGCUCUUUGAAGGAAGGCUUAGAGAUCGCGCAACGCACUACCAUAGCCUUGGAGAAACUGAAACCCUUCCUCGUUCCCGGUAGCCGUGGUGGGGAGCUAAUGGCAGAUGGGAUGCGAUUCAGCAGCUUCCGUGGCUGUGAUACAAGAACAAUAGCCCUUCUAGGGGACUCUGGGGAAGCAGGGAAGAGCAGCCUCAUAAAUUCCUUGCUUCAUUUCCCGGAUAUCGCUGCAACGGGUGAUUUAGGCGCAGCAUGCACCCCGGUCGUCACUGAGUAUAGGAAACUGACAAUUGACCAAAGCGGUCCCAUUGCGAUUGAGAUAGAGUAUCUAUCAGCCGAUGAGAUUGAUAAGCUUAUAGGAGAGUUAAUCUGGAAUUAUCGACAGCCUUUUCUUCCCAUGGCUCAAGGUAAUGGACUGACUGAUGCAGAGUAUGUACAGUGCCAGAGAGAAUCUGAUCAGGCGUGGUCGGCUCUGGAAGCUGCAUUCAAACAUCAAAGUCAAUUCAAAGAAGAAUUUCUCUCGGACAUGUCUGAUGGAGCAUUGGAAAGGGUUACAGAACGAUUAACCUUAUGGGCAAGAGAUAUUCCCUGGCCAGAAGGCGAUGAUGGUACAGGUAAAUGGUCAUCAUCGGCGCAAAGUGUAGAGGAGUGCUACGAAAAGACAAAGGCCUUCAUGGAAGAUAGGUUGUGGCCAUUCACAAAAAUCAUUCGGAUUUACCUCGAUGCUCCCAUUUUGAAUGGAGGCAUUGUGCUAGCAGAUUUGCCAGGUUUGCAAGACACUAACCUGGCCAGAGUGCAAGCUACGCAGAAGUAUUUGAUGAGGUGUGAUAAUAUAUUCCUGGUCACCAAUAUCGCUAGAGCGAUUACGGACUCGUCCCUCAAAUCGUCUAUCUACAACGUCAUCUCUCGCCAUGUCCCUGCAGAAUGGGAAAAGUCUGCCGGAAAAAAUUUGAAACUUGCUGUUGUUUGCACAAAGUCAGAGAGCAUCAACCAAAGAAAUGCCGAACGGGAAUUCUGCGGACCGGGCAAGAAAAUUCCAAGGCCUGUCUUAGACAAUUUGGAUAGGGAUAUCAGGCUUGCGAAAGCUAACGAUGACCAAACACUUAAGAAGGAACUAAAACGAAGGCAGCUUCUACUCAUAGACGCACGGAACUGUCAUGUUAAAAACGGGCUGCAGUCGGCGUAUAAGAUGCUAGGCGGAAACUUGGAAGUUUUCUGUGUGUCAAACACAAUGUAUGAGAAGUUCUCGAGCAAGCCGGAUAGUGAGGGAGCUCGUCGGAUGAUUGACGGCAGCGGAAUCCCAGAGCUUCGAAGAUUCUGCCUGUUAAUCACUGCGGAGGCAAGGUUGGUAGAAGCUAAACACUUCCUCCAGUCUUCGCUCUCUAGCUUGCUUUCCUCUAUCGAUAUCUGGGCCAAUAUUGCCCCAAACCCGGUGAAUGGGGGUGAUGAUGACGAUCCAGCCGUAUGGGAUAUAAAGAUAAAAGAAAUAGAGCGCGUCGAUGCCAUUAUUAUGAAAGCCUCGAGUGAAUUCAACGACGCAUUUGAUGAACAAAUACUCCGCUCUUUCCACUAUAGAAAUGACCAUUGGGCAAAACAAGCAAAGGAGGAAGGGAAUAAGUGGGCCGAUUGGCCUUGGACACAAUACAAUGCAUGGUGUAUCAAAAACGGCGACCAUUGCACCCCACGGCGGGGGCGGGUGAACUGGAACAAUGAACUUAUUUGGAAGAUGCGAAUAGAACUUGAGAGUCAGUGGGAACUACUCGAGGAGGAAGUACCUACCACGUUCAAAAAGCUUCGGAAGUCUGUCAUAGGCCAGAUACACGGCCUAGAAAAACAACUGCAAAGCAAAGGGUGUCCUCCAACUUUGAUCAAGAGCCUUCAUUACCGCAUUCAAGAUAUCAAGUACAGAUUCAGUCUCAUACAGAGGGAUUUUGCAAGUGAAAUACACAGGCUUACCCGUGGCAUGGCAUCCGAACCUAGUCAAUCGUCUUACAUUGUGAUGGAGAUGCUUCCGGCAUAUCGGAGUGCCAGCCAAGAGAAGGGUACUGGAAAAGCCGCCCGUCAGAGAAGGCGAGUCCAAGGUCGAAUCGAAGAUGGGACCCUGUUCCCUAACAUAUCCUUCGCCAUAGCCUCCCGCAUACAAGAAGCCAUCGUGGAUAGUUUUGCCCUGCUAUGUGACGUUGCGCAGGAGAAUUUCGGGCGCAUCAUGAAAGAUACCCUCACAGCGGCCGCACAGUGGAAAAGUAUCCAUGGCUCGAAAAGCUAUGCCGCCAAUCGGGCGAGGAAGGAAGCCGAAGAAGAAGAGCGUUUGAAAAAGGCGGAACUGGCACAUGAGAUCGCAGCGCUGAAGGUCGAGCACAAGCGCAUCCUAGAGGACAUCUCUGGUUUUUGA